This is a messenger RNA of Gossypium arboreum, 1579 nucleotides long. RefSeq names its product pentatricopeptide repeat-containing protein At1g63400-like. The coding region runs from base 1 to 900 and encodes 299 amino acids. The record is from RefSeq and is a predicted model, not a curated record. Lineage: Eukaryota; Viridiplantae; Streptophyta; Magnoliopsida; Malvales; Malvaceae. The transcript is spliced from 2 exons. Gene Ontology annotation, molecular function: protein binding.
AUGAUACAGAGAAAUGUAAAACCUAACGUUGUCACAUACAAUUGUUUAAUAUAUGAGUUUUGCAGUUCGGGCAAAUGGACGGAAGCAACAACCGUGCUCAAUAGAAUGAUGAAUGAAGGAGUACAUCUUGAUGUAGUAACUUUCAAUUCUUUAAUCAAUGCCUUAUGCAAGGAAAAGAGGACUGAAGAAGCCAUUACCAUGUUGGAACUAAUGAGUCAGAGAGGUGUAAAACCUGACAUUGUGACCUACAAUUGUUUAAUACGUGGAUUGUGCAAUUCAGAUAAACGUGCAGAAGCCACAAGCUUGUUUAGUAGGAUGUUGAAUGGAGGAGUCCAGCCUGAUAUGGAAACUUUAAGAUCUUUAAUCAAUGCUUUGUACAAGGAAAACAAGUAUGAAGAAGCCAUUAGCAUGUUGGAACUAAUGAGUCAGAGAAAUGUAAUACCUGACAUUGUCACCUACUGCUUUUUAAUACUUGGAUUGUGGAGUUUAGGUAAUUGUGCAGAAGUGACUAGCUUGUAUAGUAGGAUGUUGAAUGGAGUCCAGCCUGAUGUGGAAACCUUAAGCUCUUUAAUCAAUGCUUUGUGCAAAGAAAAAAAGAUUGAAGAAGCCAUUACCUUGUACAAAUUAAUGAUUCAGAGAGAUCUGAAACCAGACAUCGUCACCUACAGUUGUUUAAUACAUGGAUUAUGCAAAUCAGGACAAUGUGGAGAAGCAACAAGCUUGCUUAGUAAGAUGGUUGCUGAAGAUAUUGUACCUGAUGUUGAAACUUUUAACAUUUUGUUGGAUGCUAUCAGCAAACAAGGAACAAAAGAAAAAACUCAUGAAGUACUGAAGGUGAUGGAUCAAAAAGGCGUGAAGCCGAAUGAAUUUACUUACAGGAUAAUGAUUGAAGAAGUGUAAAUGAAUUUACUUACAGGGUAAUGAUCGAAGAGGUGUAAAGCCAUUACCUUGUUUUGUGCCAUAGUAAAGCUUUCCUUCACUCGGGUUGAUUUUUGUUUUCUUGUGCUUGGUUUGUAGACAGCCUUUUUUUUCCCUCCUCCAUAACACACUUUUCAUCUGGCUUUGCUUGCUUUUAGUUGUCUGGUUUACUGCCAUGAUAAUGCUUUUCUUCUGGUUUUGGUUUAACAUAGGCUUGUAAAUGUCAUAGUUGGGAAUAUCUUCUUCAUCGUCUGGCUUUGCUUGAGGGCUGUCUGCUGUUAUUCCAUCUAAACCAUGCUUAGAUGAAUCAUCACCAUAACCAGGCUUCACUUUUCAUACUGGUUUCUCUUUUUAUGCCAUAAUCAGGCUUUUGCUUGAGGGCUGUCACCCCGAAUGCCAUCAAUGUUAGAAGGAGAAUGCCAAGGAGAGGUGAGAGAGCCUUGGCAGUGGCACUAUUAAUUCUAUCGCUCUGGAAUGUUAUGUAAUAAUUAUUAUUAGAAGGAAAUAUAAGUGGAUGAAGAAUACAGGAUGACACCGUUGCGUUUUAUAUGGGAUUGGUCAAACUUAAUCUUAGUUUACUAAUGGCUAAGACUGUAGUUCUGAAACAAAAUAAACAAUGAUUCUGGGUUUAAAAUUAUAUGAGGAGAGGCCGACUUGAAAA